AUGUAUCUGCCACCCGCGAUCGCAUCGCGGGACCCUGAGGCUCUUCCUGAGGUUCCGAGGCUCUUUGGCGCAUUCGCACGACAUCCUCUCUGGGGACAGUGGGCAGGAUACGGCAGGGCGUACGCCGUACGCAAGGCUACGAAACAUCCUCCCGAAGACGAGACGUGUGCAGAUAAAGGAAAGCGCAAUGAUGGCAGAAACGACACCCAUAUCCCCGCCCUCCGCCGCCCCCUCCUCCGCAUCCGCUACAAACGACCCCCGAUUUCCCCGAUAUCCCGUCAGUCCACCUUCCCGCACAAAACCAGUGCAGCCGUUUCCACGCGCACACCAUAUAUCGACACGAGCACGCCUGCGAUAAAUGCUGCGCCCGUGGAGCUGGAUAGUAUCCCUGCGAGCCCGGGCCCCGUACAACGACGGGCUACCGAAGAGGAGAAGGACAGGAAAGGAAAUGUAGUCAGCCCUGGACUCGGAGAAGUGGACGAGGCUGAAGCUGAACUCCUUGGGGAGGGCGGGAAGAGUGGCAGGGGCGAGGUUACACAGAAGAGGGCAGCUAUGCUCGCAAGACGUGGCAAGGAUCCCGGCGUUAUUGUGGAUUUGCCGAAGGAGCCUACGGCGGAGGAGGUGCUUGCUGCGAAAGCGACGGAGGGGGUGACAACGCCGGCGGUGGAGAGGCGGUGA
Messenger RNA from Didymosphaeria variabile, 678 nucleotides. RefSeq lists its product as uncharacterized. Lineage: Eukaryota; Fungi; Ascomycota; Dothideomycetes; Pleosporales; Didymosphaeriaceae. The record is from RefSeq and is a predicted model, not a curated record. The transcript is spliced from 5 exons. Bases 1 to 678 code for a protein of 225 amino acids.